This is a messenger RNA of Oncorhynchus mykiss (rainbow trout), 3252 nucleotides long. RefSeq names its product ADCYAP receptor type Ib (gene adcyap1r1b). Gene Ontology annotation, cellular component: plasma membrane. The record is from RefSeq and is a predicted model, not a curated record. Gene Ontology annotation, molecular function: vasoactive intestinal polypeptide receptor activity; peptide hormone binding; G protein-coupled peptide receptor activity. Gene Ontology annotation, biological process: adenylate cyclase-modulating G protein-coupled receptor signaling pathway; cell surface receptor signaling pathway. Lineage: Eukaryota; Metazoa; Chordata; Actinopteri; Salmoniformes; Salmonidae.
GCAGCGCAUACUUCAUGAUCGAGCGACGUGACCACACGCAGUUAACCGCAAGGCAGUGGAAUGGCAUGAUUAAAUAACAACAGUCAUAAUUCCCCGAACCGAGAUUCGAGUCACAGACGGAGUCAGAUCUGCGUUGAACACACUAUUAUCUUCAAUUCCAAUUAUCUUCAAUUCUCUAACUUUGCCCUCUCCCUUUAACGUGAAUACCCUCAUAAAUGGUGUCGAGUGAGGAGAACCUGCUUAACUGAUCUCACAAGUUCCCUGGCCGUCCGACUGCGCCCUGAGGGAGUUGCUUUGCACCACGAAAGCGCCCGGUGUUGCGGUUCUCCUCCUCUCCCCUCCAACACUAAAAACCAAGAAGGAGAUUUCACUCAAGUCGUGCUGUUGUUUUAUGGAUAUCACCGCUGAGAUGACCCCAAGGUGAGGCCAGAAAGCUGACCAGCAUCCUUGUCUGUCCGUGCAUCCUCAAGAGCUCACCUCCACAUCUGAUUGGACAAUUGGAGUCCCUGAGGAAAACAAAAUGUCUGCCGCUAUGAGCGCCCCCCUCCUGGCCCUCCUCCUCCUCCUGCUGCCCUUGGUGUCUAGUCUCCACCACUCUGACUGUGUCAUCAAGAGAGAACACGAGAAAUGUAUGGAGAGGAUGGCAGAGGAUGACCCAGAAAACGACCUAGAGUUUAUGUGCCCAUGGUUGUGGGAUAACCUGACGUGUUGGCAGCCUGCCCGGGUGGGAGAGGUGGUUGUGGUCAGCUGUCCAGAGCUCUUCAUCCAGUUCAUGAGCGAGGAGGAUGAUGAGCUAGGGAAGGUGAGUCGUAACUGUACGGAGGACGGCUGGUCUGAGACCUUCCCUCACUAUGUGGAUGCCUGCAUGUUCGACAAACCCAACGGAACCCACGAGCAUCCGGACAUGUACUACGUGUCGGUGAAGGCUCUGUACACGGUGGGGUACAGCACCUCUCUGGUUUCUCUCUGUACAGCCAUGGUCAUCCUUUGCAGGUUCAGGAAGCUGCAUUGCACCAGGAACUUCAUCCACAUGAACCUGUUUGUGUCAUUCAUUCUGAGAGCCAUCUCUGUCUUCAUCAAGGACGGGGUCCUGUACGCAGAGGAGGACAGCAACCACUGCUUCUUACACACUGUGGAGUGUAAGGUGGUGAUGGUGUUCUUUCACUACUGUGUCCUAUCUAACUACUUCUGGCUGUUCAUUGAGGGCCUGUACCUCUUCACUCUGUUAGUAGAGACAUUCUUCCCUGAGAGAAGAUACUUCUACUGGUAUACCAUCAUUGGCUGGGGGACCCCCACUAUAUGUGUGGUGAUAUGGGCAGUACUCAGGCUGCACUUUGAUGACAUAGGGUGUUGGGAUAUGAAUGAUAAUGCUGGUAUCUGGUGGGUGAUUAAGGGACCUGUGCUGGCUUCUAUCAUGAUCAACUUUGUCCUCUUCAUCGGCAUCAUAAUCAUCCUUGUCCAGAAACUGCAGUCACCAGACAUCGGUGGGAACGAAUCCAGUAUUUACCUGCGUCUGGCGCGUUCCACCCUGCUCUUGAUCCCUCUGUUUGGGAUCCACUAUACUGUGUUCGCCUUCUCACCCGAAGACGUCAGCAAGAGGGAGAGGCUGGUGUUUGAGCUAGGCCUAGGCUCCUUCCAGGGCUUCGUUGUGGCUGUUCUCUACUGCUUUCUGAAUGGAGAGUAUCUCCCUGAAGGUGCAGUCGGAGAUCAAGAGGAAAUGGCGCAGCUGGACGGUGAACAGGUACUUUGCUGUGGACCUGAAGCACCGGCACCCUUCGUUGGCCAGCAGUGGGGUGAACGGGGGAACGCAGCUCUCCAUCCUCAGCAAGAGCAGCUCUCAGAUCCGCAUGUCCAGCCUACAGGUCGAGUCGCCAGCCACCUAAGCCACCUGAACUUCAACGGUGAAGCCCAGGACCAGAGCCAGGGAGAGACCACCACUACUACUACUACUACUACUACUACUACUACUUCUAUCACCCCUACACCAAGACCCAUCAGCCACUUCCACACUGGACCUGAUACUAUGACCAACCUCACCCCUACACCCAACCUCACCCCUAUACCCACACCCAACCACGGACCACUACCAGUGACCAGCCUCACCAACCCAUACCCUUUCCCCAACCCAUAUCCAGACACCACCAACCCAUACCCAGAGACAACCAACCCGUACCCUGACACAACCCUGAUCCUGGACUCUGGAGAACGCAUCCCGGACCCUCCUAACUGCACUGCACCCAAAAGCCCAACUGAGCCCUUCAUAUAACGAACUGGAUCAACAACUCAACCCUAAUAAAGCCAUGCCGAAUCAAUCACACCUAAACAAGCCCAAUCCCUAGCCCUAUUCAAACUAACCAACCUAAUACAAUCCAAACUAGCCCAACCCCUAGCCCUAUCCAAACUAACCCAACCCCUAACCCUAUCCAAACUAACCCAACCCCUAGCCCUGUCCAAACUAACCAACCUAAUACAAUCCAAACUAACCCAACCCCUAGCCCUAUCCAAACUAACCCAACCCCUAACCCUAUCCAAACUAACCCAACCCCUAGCCCUGUCCAAACUAACCAACCUAAUACAAUCCAAACUAACCCAACCCCUAGCCCUAUUCAAACUAACCAACCCUAAUACAAUCCAAACUAGCCCAACCCCUAGCCCUAUUCAAACUAACCAACCUAAUACAAUCCAAACUAGCCCAACCCCUAGCCCUAUCCAAACUAACCCAACCCCUAACCCUAUCCAAACUAACCCAACCCCUAGCCCUGUCCAAACUAACCAACCUAAUACAAUCCAAACUAACCCAACCCCUAGCCCUAUCCAAACUAACCCAACCCCUAACCCUAUCCAAACUAACCCAACCCCUAGCCCUGUCCAAACUAACCAACCUAAUACAAUCCAAACUAACCCAACCCCUAGCCCUAUUCAAACUAACCAACCCUAAUACAAUCCAAACUAGCCCAACCCCUAGCCCUAUCCAAACUAACCCAACCCCUAACCCUAUCCAAACUAACCCAACCCCUAGCCCUAUCCAAACUAACCAACCUAAUACAAUCCAAACUAGCCCAACCCCUAGCCCUAUCCAAACUAACCAACCUAAUACAAUACAAACUAACCCAACCCCUAGCCCUAUCCAAACUAACCAACCUAAUACAAUCCAAACUAGCCCAACCCCUAGCCCUGUCCAAACUAACCUACCUAAUACAAUCCAAACUAACCCAACCCCUAGCCCUAUUCAAACUAACCUACCCCUAUCCA